CUGUUCACCUCCCAGUCGGUCUACUGGACGUCAUCAUGUCGAGACGCAGUCUUCGUUUGGACGGUCAUCUGCUGGACCAAAGCCUUCCACUCAGCAGCGCCUCUUUUAGUGUGGGAGGGGCAAAUUGGAGGAACUCCAGAGAGCACAGUGGUUGCAGAUCCUUCCAGCUCCACUCAGAGCAGCAGCAUUCCUAAAGGCUCUGAGGCCUUUCAUCUAGAACGCCCUGUUGAAAGUCAGAACAGAGAACAGUGUCAAGAUCGGUAUUCUUGGAUGCCAGCAAGACCUCCGAGUGUAUCUGGAGAGCAGGACUUGUCCUCACACACACCCAUCAUCUACAGCAGAGAGCGAAAUCGCACCAAAUGUUCUGGCCGGUGCAGGCGUGGUUGUGUCAUGAACCAGAAGGACUCUGGUUCUAACCUCAGGCAGGAGGACCAGCAUUUGUGUGCAGACUGUAAAAAGAAACAGGGUGUCCGACCCUCACUUUGGACCACCAUGGAGAUUGCAGGUACUGCAGCUGGGAACAUGUUCAGGUGGAUCAGUGGACGAUGGUUUAACAUCAAUGCCAGUAUUUUAGUGCGUGUCCCCCUGAACCUCGUCCUAGUUUUCCUCCCUCUGCUCUUCCUUGCUGUAUUCAGCUGGAGGUCUGCAGUGUCUGAUGAACAGGCUCUGCCAGUCGGUGUCAAUGUUAUGGAUCAAAUGACCUCUCCUGGAGAAUCAGCGGUUGAUCCUACAUAUGUUCAUGGUCUGGAGCAGAGUCUGAGGUCUCUGUGGAAGCGAUUGGAGGAGGUGGACCGGCAGGCAGAGCAGAGACAUGAUGAGAUACAGAGGCUGCAGGCCAACAUACAGCAGCUUACAGGCCAGUGCAACCACGGGGGAAGAAGAGGGGCAGAGUUCUGGUUAAAGAACUUGGUGGACACUCGUCUUAAAAGAGGAUGGGAUGAGAUCCGAUUGAAGGAGCAGGUCCAUCCGGAGAAGAGUUGUUUAUCUCGGCUGGAUCAUCUAGACCACCAAGUGCAGAUGUUCGCAGAGUCUCUGCAGGACUUGAUGAAAAAUGAAACUUCAUUUGUAGUAUCCAGUGAUGCUGUCGACCAACAGUUCCAUCAAGCAGUUCAGUCAGAGUUUGCAGGCCUGAAAGAGGAGCUCAGGGAGGUGCGGGAAGCUGUGGACGGUCUAUCAAGUUCACAGGAUGGUCGCAAGAACCUGGACCUUGAAAUGAUGGUAAGGAAGGAUCUCCAGGUGCUUGUUUUUGGGAACCAGCAAGAGACAUUACACGAGGUCAACGGACCAGCAGCCGACGAGUCACUUCUGCAGUUCCUGUCUCAGCGGUUUGUCAGCAAGGAGGAUGUAGAGCAAGCAGUAGAAUCUCUGGAGCACAGACUCCUGCAGGACGUUGAUCAACAGCUACAAGUACAUCACAAAGAGUCUGCCCAAUAUUCUUUUCUGCAGACCUCUGGUGUGACCCGAGAGGAGGUCAACACAAUUUUGACUGACGCUCUAAGGACCUUCUCGCAGGACAAAAUUGGCCUGGCGGACUACGCUCUGGAAUCUGGAGGAGGCAGCAUCCUGAAUUCUCUUUGCUCCGAAACGUACGAAACCAAAGCUGCUCUUCUGAGUCUAUUCGGAGUUCCCCUCUGGUACUUUUCCCAGAGUCCCAGAGUUGUCAUUCAGCCAGAAGUUCAACCAGGAAACUGUUGGGCAUUCCGAGGUUCCACAGGAUACCUGACAAUCCGUCUCUCCAUGAAGAUCUUUCCCACAAUGGUCUCCCUGGAGCAUAUUCCCAAGUCUCUGGCACCUGGUGGAACACUAAGCAGUGCUCCCAGAGACUUCAACGUUUACGGUCUGGAUGAAGCUGAUGAGGAACCCGGAGUGCUGCUUGGGACGUUCACCUAUGAUCAAGACGGAGAAUCCCUUCAGUCCUUUUCUGUGGCUGCGAGUGCUGGAGCUUUCCAGAUCAUUAAGGUGCAUGUUUUGUCUAACUGGGGCCACCAGGAUUACACCUGCAUGUACCGCUUCAGAGUGCAUGGAUCGCCUGCUCAACCCUCUCUGACUUGAGUUCAGGCUUUGACUCAUUUUAUAGUUUUUCCUUUUUUUUGUUUUUUUUUUUUUGUUUUUUACAGGUCGUCAAUGCACAGUGGCAUUUCAACUCGGCAAAAAAUGAACAUUUGCUUUUUGUUUAUAUGUUUUAUUGUUUGAUUUAAAUAAAAGUUUAAAUAUAUUUUAGCAUAUUUUCAGCAAGUUUGUUGGGCCUUUUUCAUUGGCGUGGUUUCACCUGAACGUUCUUCUGUAUUGUAUUGUAACCUCUUUGUCACCAGCAAAAUAUUUUUUUUGU
Messenger RNA from Synchiropus splendidus (mandarinfish), 2329 nucleotides. Its product is annotated as SUN domain-containing protein 1-like. The record is from RefSeq and is a predicted model, not a curated record. The transcript is spliced from 18 exons. Gene Ontology annotation, biological process: nuclear envelope organization. Gene Ontology annotation, cellular component: meiotic nuclear membrane microtubule tethering complex; nuclear envelope. Gene Ontology annotation, molecular function: protein-membrane adaptor activity. NCBI's taxonomy places the organism in Eukaryota, Metazoa, Chordata, Actinopteri, Syngnathiformes, Callionymidae. Bases 271 to 2052 code for a protein of 593 amino acids.